Messenger RNA from Oryctolagus cuniculus (rabbit), 5806 nucleotides. Lineage: Eukaryota; Metazoa; Chordata; Mammalia; Lagomorpha; Leporidae. The record is from RefSeq and is a predicted model, not a curated record.
UUCAGAGGGAAUUGAGCAGUUCUGUUCUGCAGCCUCAGGAGCAAGGAUAUCAUUACCGCCCGGCUGCUCGGAGAGAAACCACCUAAGCCCACCCUCAGGGAAAGGCACGACUCCUACAGCCACCCAGGGACACCAAAAGGCUGGACCAUCAGCUUUGUCCACGCUGGGUCCUACUGGCCGCAACUCUGUUCUCACCCGUGCACCUGCUCCCUGCCUGCCACAGCCUGGCUUUCAGCAGCUGGGGCAGGACAAACUCACAGUCUCGGAGGUGACGGCGGAGAGCAAGUGGAAAGAAAACGGCCAUGGGGGCCAGACAGUCAAGGACCAACUCCAAGGACAAGGACCCCAAGGGGAUGCUGCUCCUCAGGAGGGGACAGAAGUUUUCUCCCUGGGAUGACACCGUGCUCUUGGGAAGGGACCCGCGGUCCCUGCUGAAGCGGGGCAUGCGCCACGUCAGCUUCAGCUUGGUCACCAAAGGAAUGACAGACAUCCCAGACUUUCUGUGGGGCCUCUCGGAGGUCCAGAAACUCAAUCUGUCGCACAACCAGCUCCGGAUUCUUCCGCCCGAGGUGGGGAGACUGAGUCGGAUCGUGGUCUUGAACUUGUGCGGGAACCGCCUGAAGAGUCUGCCCAGGGAAGUCAGCCUCCUCCACAGCCUCAAGGUCCUGUUCGUCAACAUGAACUGCCUGACGGAGGUGCCGGCCGAGCUAAGCCUGUGCAGGAACUUGGAGGUCCUGAGCUUGUCCCACAACUGCCUGUCCCAGCUUCCCGCCAGCUUCGCCGACCUCUCCCGGCUGAGGAAGCUGAACCUCAGCAACAACUAUUUUGCACACAUCCCCAUGUGUGUGUUCGCGCUGAAGGAGCUGGAUUUCUUGCACGUGGGCUCCAAUCGCCUGGAGAACAUCGCCGAGAGCAUCCAGUGCCUGGCCAGCCUGCAGAUCUUCAUCGCGGAGAGCAACAACAUCCACUCCUUCCCGAGGUCGCUCUGCCUCCUCUCCAGCCUGGAGAUGCUGAACUUAAACAACAACGACAUCCAGACCCUCCCGGAUGAGCUCUAUCUGCUGGGUAGACUGGCAAGGAUCGCCUGGAACCCUAUGGACAAGGGGCUCCACAUUUCCCAUAAUCCCUUAUCCAAGCCGCUGCCAGAGCUGGUGGAGGGGGGCCUAGAGAUGCUCUUCAGCUACCUGAAAGAGAAAAAACACAACUGAUGUGGGCACCGGGAGUAUGGACGGGAGCCAGCGCCUCUGCACUAGGUCACUUCCGGUGCUUCUCUAAAGCAAACGCGCUACUCUUCCUGCUAGUAUAUUUCAAUGCUCUUGCUAAUAGCCGCUAAACAGUGGUUGAAUAUCCAUCGGGGAAGCGUGUGUUUUUCACUCUCUGUUUUUAAGAACCUCCGAUUGUUAUAUUCACCUUAUCCACGCACUAAUGGAAGCAGGCUCUUAGUUUUCUCUGGAGAGAACGAACUGUUCUGAGUCUUCUAAGGAGUACUGAGAUUCUUGGGAAGCAUGGACAGCAGGUGUGCAUGCGAAAGGCAAACCAGGACAUACUGAGUGCCAUGGAUGGUCUGGGGGCAUUGGGGACUUCUGCUUUUAGGUGCUUUCCAUCCUUGAAGCAGCAACCGAUGGCCGUGUGGCAAUAGCAAGACAUGUUCCUCCAACAGCCUCAAUCAAGCAUUACUUGGGACCAAAGGGCAAGCCGGAGCCAUGCUCCAUUGCCCAGGACCAAACCAGGCAAAGCUUGUCCCUGGAGUUCUGGGGAAAUAAUCAUAGGAAUUUUUUAAAAUGACUGUAGGGUAAGAAUCAGCCUGCUUAUGUUUAUGUCUGGUGGUGAGUAACAGGGUGAUGACUUUCAGAUGAUAACUAUGAGGCAAUGUUAUUGUGCAGUUUCAACUGUCUUUCACAAGCCCUUUUCCAACCUUAGUCACAUUCCUGAAUUUCUUUUCUAGCGAUCCUAGCCCAUAGUCAAAUUAUCCUUUUCUAAUUCACUUUUCCCCCUUCCUUGAUUUGCCCUCUUGGAGAUAAGCUAGUAAUUGGGAAAAUAUGGCCAAAAGGCAGGUAGCAGGCAGCAAGGUGUAGAAAAACCAUGCUAAAUAUGUAAUUGCCCUUUGAAAAUUCAGAGGACGGAAUAUUGGCUGCUUGGCCUUCAUGUGUAGAUAUUUUAAAAAAUUAGUGACAUUUAAAAGUUCUUUGGAGAGCAGGCUCUGUGAAGGCAUGAAGCUUGUUUUGUUUUUUAUUUUAAGAGUGCACAGCUGUUAGAGAAACACAGGCAGCAGGAUGAGCAAUGUGUGUUCCUGCAGCAGGGGCAUUGGAUCUCAUGGAAAUCGUAGCAGCCAGGAGGCUCAAGACAUUGAUAUGCACUCAGAGUUAAAGAAUGAGAAUGAGAAGGUGGCCAGGUGGCAGUAAAGAAAGGACAGUGCCUUCAGGUCAUUGCGGAGCCAGGUGCUCUGGUUCCUUGUCACUUUUGUCUACAGAAUAAAGCAAAUGCUAUCAAGACUCGGGAUCGUGGGUUGGUUGUUGCAAAGACUUGUGUAACUUCUUAUUCCGUUUAGUUUAAUUUAAUUAAAAUUUGACUUAUCAGCACUCUCUGCAGUCCGGAUACUGAGUUAGGAAACUCAGGGGUAACACUCUGCGUCUUCUACUGAGAGCUCCCAGUUCAGUGAAGUAGACAGACCCACAUGAGUGGUAAGCUGAGAUCCCUGCUGAAGAGAGAUACAAGAAAGACGAGAAUAACACAGAGUAACACACCACUUGGUGUAGACUAGUCUCAUCAACCAAAGAACAGUAAACAAAAAAAUGAGGUUGCAAUGAGUGGACCUAACCCCUCACUCACUGCUGUCAUCCAGCCCUAACAUCUCCUCUGCUUGCUUCCACCCAUUUGUAAAGAGAAGCAAAGUAAUGGCUGCUCACUCUGUGGUUCUGAGCUUACACCACUGUACUGUGGAGUUGUUGCAUGCUUGAUUUUCCCAGGGCUGCUCAAAUGCAGUUCAUGUAACCUAUUCAUAGGAGCGAGUGAUUUUCCCAACACAGCCCAAAGUCAGUUUUCCCAUCCGUAAAAAAGGAAGCUAUUUCCUGCUGCUAUCAUCAGAUGCCACCAUCCCACUAACACAUUUGUGCCCAAGCUCGUCUAUUGAACCAUUGCAAACAGACCUUACCGGGCAGGGUCCCUUGGAGGCAGCUCAGGAAGUCUCCUCUCAAGUUCCCUCCAGCAACAACUGGAGACCAGCACAUCCCUGCCAGGCACACUCCCAAAUCCUCUCCCAUGGUAGCUUGUGGCAGCCAGGACUAUUUAAAGACAUCAGUGGAAUUCCUGCUUGACCUCCUGACUCAGUGGGAAAUUGUAGGGUGAGCUUUCCUCUGCAGGCCUGGAUAGGUCACCCACUCUGAAGCCUUGGCUGAAGCACACGCAGCUGUCAGACACACAGCAGCGUGCGCCAGGAUCAGGCGUGUUGGUGUGCGUUGCUGGAGAUCCAUCUGGGCCCAGGCUGCAUGUCCAUGACCUUGGGAAGGGCAGGAACACAGGGGAAGACGGCAGCCCUGCACUGUUCUUGCUGAGCAAUCAUUUUCUGUCCUCGCCAACCUUUCUCAGUGACUUGAUCCCACAGUAACUCUACCCCUGGGAAAGAAUGUAACCCUGUUUUGAAGGUGACCCAUGAGCAUAUUGUACUUUUCAUAAGAAAAAAAAAAUGAUAUCCAAGGGGUGGCCAGCCUCCACUGGGGGCUUUCAAAAGUAGAAGAGUAGGGAUUUCUUUGUUAACAUCAGCCUGGAGGAAACCAUGAAUGCGUGGUAGUUGCCUAAUGGGCUUUAGAUAUUGAUCUUUUUUGAAUGCUCCUUUUUAUUGGUGAACGGAAGUGCUGAGCAAUAAAAAUGAGCUUAGUUACUCAAAACACUAAUGUGGAGGGGAUUCGCUAUAACCUUUAGAAUCUUGGCUGUCAAAUUCUGCCGUUUGCUGAAUGACUGUGAAAGGCUUCUUGCUUAUCUUUUGUACUUCAACGACUGCCCCAUUCAAGUAACUCCCAGGUAUUUCUACAGCUUCUGGAAUCAAAGCACAGAGGAUGAUUUCAGGGGCGGCAGAGUACAUUCAGCCAAAGAAUACGAGCUAACUGAGGGCUUGAUGAGACCGGCUGGCGGCUCACGUUGUGGAUAAUGCUGUGAUUUUCACGUCUCUGUUUGUCCAGGAACACCUUGCAAAGCACUUGCAGCUUACAAAUCCCCCAGAGGAAAAGAAACCUUAUAUUCCUAGGAAAGGAAGAAGAUGGUGAAAAGAGACAUCUGCUCAGGGAAUAAUACUGCUAAAUGCGUAAUGCUUCUGCACGUUAGAAAGAAAAAUGCAGUCAUUACUUAGCUUGUUGACUUAAUAAACGGUUAAUAGAAGAAACACACUCCAUUCUCAGGCUUUGGUGAAUAGACUGCUUUUCUGUAGUAACCAAAGACAGAGUGACUUCAGGGCCAGGCAUCUGGAUCGCACAACGAAGCCUUGCUUGUGUCAGAGAUAAGAUACAAGAGGGAGUGCGGUCCUAGUUUGAGGGAGACGGUACACCAAACCCUUUUCUUCUGAUAGUGGAUCAUUGCAGCUUGAGAGUGCAUUUCACGUGCUGCACAGCACCUAGUGCAUACGCGUUUUGAUAGUCACACACUGCAGUGGAGGGAGACUGAAGUCAGCGGAAACACACUCGGCCUCCACAGCCCGAGAGGAUGGCGGCAAGGACGGCCCGCAGGCUGGGCUGGGGGCAUUUUUGGUGAUACAUGUAGGUCAGGAGUGUCCUUUGUCUGGAUGUUGUCAUUUUUUAAAAAUCAUUAGGGAAAUGAUCUAGAACAAAGCAAGCAAAAAUUCAAGCAACUACAUUAAGUCAAUAUGAAGCCACUACAUAGAGUAUCUCUCCAUGUUCACAGGCUCCCAAUCUAGACCCAACCAACUGGCAUGGAAAACACUUGAGACAAAAAUGUUAUGUGGACUGAACAUGUGCAGACUAUUUUUCUUGCAAUUUUUCCCUAAAUGGUACAGUAUAAUGUAAAUAGAGUACAUUAAUGUAAAUACAGUAUAAAGUAAAUAAUGUACUCUAUUUACAUAGCCUUUCUAUUGCAGACAGGCAGACAGUCUAAAGAGAAAUCUACCGUCUGCUGAUUCACUCCCCAAAUGCCUGCAACAGCCAGGGCUGGGCCAGGCCACAACCAGAAGGUAAGAACUCAGCCUCCUUCUCCCACUUGUGUGGCAGGGGCUCUGCGGAGACAUUACCUGAUGGUUCCCAGAGAGCGCAUUAGCAGGAAGCUGGAGUUGGGAGUGGAGCGACACAUGUCACUAUGGGAUGUGGGGAUCUCAAGGGCUGACUUCACCACGGUGACAACUGGCUAAGCUCAUUUUCUACAAACUUUUUGAAGUAUCUUCAUAUUUUACAGAAAUGAAACAAAAUGUAGGGGGGACAUUAAAACUAUUUUAACCAAUAAUGGAAACAAUUCUGACCUCAUUGAGAAAAGAAUCUUAGACAACUGUUCCCUUUAAGUUAUCUGUUAACUUACACUGAAUCCAAAGCCUUACUAAUUAAAGGGGGGGUGGAUAAAGAGGAAGGACAGGCUAGUAAUAAAAAGGGGAAGCAGAGAGAGCUCAUAAUGAAUUUGUAGGAGCUUGGGCAUCAUUAGGCGAGCAUAACCGACAGUCAUUAGCAUGAAGCUUGCUCUGCAGAUUUUUUUAGUAGUGUCAGAGGAAUCCACUUGCAAGGAGAGAGCUUAAUUUCUGCUCUUCUGGACUCCUUAUUUCAACAUGGCCAGGAACUAAAAGGCAAGCUAAAGUCAUCUCAGAGUAUUUCCCCAU